CUCUGCCCAAAUUAGUUCGCAGAGAGAUGCCUUCUGUGGUUUUGUCCAAGGAUGGCCGCUGCUGUAGGUGUAAAUAAGCAAACAGCCGCAGCAUCGAUGGAUUCUUGCGUCCGACAUGGCCGGGGUACCACUGGUAACACGGUAAAGGUGUUAGAGUGUGGAGUGUGUGAGGACGUCUUCUCAUUACAGGGGGACAAAGUCCCUCGACUACUGCUUUGCGGUCACACGGUUUGUCAUGACUGUUUGACCCGCUUGCCUCUACACGGUAGGGCAGUGCGUUGUCCAUUUGACAGACAGGUCACAGAGUUGGGAGACUCAGGUGUAUGGGGCCUGAAGAAGAACUUUGCUCUUUUAGAGCUGCUUGAGCGGCUGCAGAAUGGAGCGUCUAACCAGUCCGGCAUGACAGAGGAUGCUCUACGAGAAAUGGGAGAGUGUAUCAUCCGCUGUGAUGAAGAUGAGAGUCACACUGCAUCUAUGUACUGUACAGUAUGUGCUACUCAUCUAUGUGCAGAGUGCUCCCAACUCACUCACUCCACCCGCACGCUGGCGAAACAUCGCCGAGUUCCACUGGCAGACAAGCCUCAUGAGAAGACUCUGUGCCCACAGCACCAGGUUCACGCCAUUGAAUUUGUAUGCCUAGAAGAUGGAUGUCAGCCUGGCCCACUCAUGUGCUGUGUGUGCAAAGAAUAUGGAAAACACCAGGGUCAUAAGCACGCAGUUCUUGAGGCUGAAGCCAAUCAGAUCCGUGCUUCGAUUUUGGACAUGGCGCACUGCAUCCGCACAUUCACAGAGGAAGUGUCAGAGUACUCCCGAAAACUAGUAGGCAUUGUGCAGCAGAUUGAGGGAGGAGAACAGAUAGUGGAGGAUGGUGUCGGCAUGGCCCACACUGAACACGUUCCAGGAACAGCAGAGAGUGCCCGUUCCUGUGUGCGGGCUUACUUUGCUGAUCUGCAUGAAACACUGUGUCGUCAGGAAGAAAUGGCUCUUAGUGUUGUGGAUGCCCAUGUGAGAGAGAGACUGAUAUGGCUUCGGCAGCAGCAGGAAGACAUGACCAUCCUGCUGUCUCAGGUGUCCACUGCCUGCCUGCACUGUGAAAAGACACUGCAACAGGAUGACUGCAGGGUUGUGUUGGCGAAGCAAGAGAUUAAUAGACUACUGGAGACCUUGCAGAAACAGCAGCAGCAGUUUACAGAAUUGGUUGAUCAUGUCCAGCUUGAUGCUGGAAUCCCAGUCACUUUCACAAAGGAUAACCGUGUCCAUAUUGGUCCAAAGAUGGAAAUCCGUGUUGUGACACUGGGCCUGGAUGGUGCUGGAAAAACAACCAUUCUCUUUAAACUUAAACAAGAUGAAUUUAUGCAGCCUAUACCAACUAUAGGUUUUAAUGUAGAAACUGUUGAAUACAAAAAUCUGAAAUUUACCAUCUGGGAUGUGGGUGGAAAACAUAAACUCAGACCUCUCUGGAAACAUUACUAUUUGAACACUCAAGCGGUGGUCUUUGUGAUUGACAGCUGUCACAGAGACAGGCUGAUGGAGUCUCACAAUGAGCUUGCCAAACUUCUGACAGAGAAGGAGCUAAGAGAUGCACUACUGCUCAUCUUUGCGAACAAACAGGAUGUUCCUGGAGCUGUAUCGGUAGAGGAGAUGACGGAGCUAUUGAGUUUACACAAACUGUGCUGUGGGCGGAGCUGGCAUAUUCAAGGCUGUGAUGCGCGCAGUGGCAUGGGUUUGCACGAGGGGCUGGACUGGCUCUCACGGCAGCUGGUGGCCGCAGGCGUGCUGGAUGUGGCCUGAGACUCGUCUGAAUCAUUGACUGAAUAAAGGCUCUGACUCCUGGUCUGAAGCUCUAACCCCACCCUUACCCCUCCAUAAACACCUUAUUUUCAUGACCAGUCUUAAUGCUUUAGUGCUCUUGUGACUUUGGGGCUAAAUUGAAUCCAUUCAAGCUAACAGCUGUGUUGACAAAGCUAACAAAUCCUAUUGCACCUAUUAUCUGCAGAAUGGUUGAGGUCAUUUUCAGUUAUUGCUGGGCUAUUUUUGUCUUUAACCUCUUAAUGUAAGUCAGAUCACUUCUCGUAGGCAUAAUGUGAACAUUACAGUAAACUGUUUAGUAUAUACCCACAGAGCUCUUAUAGCAGUGAGAGAGGUUCAUCAUAUACAACAUGGAAACUUUUUUUUUGGUGAUAAUAAUACAAACAACAUGAUGAUUCUUGUGGAAUCCAUAUCCAUGUGUCUAGAGCACAUGAAGAAAAUAGCACACGACAUAGCUGUGAAGUUUUGCUAACAGGUGCACCAGAGCCCUGUAUUAAAGAGAUAUGGGAUUAAAACAUCCAUGAGCAAUAUGUACAAUACAGGAUCAUGUUCUGGGUUUCUGUGAAGUGCCUGUAGACUAUGUAAACAGUCUACCGGAUGGGGUUGACAAAAUUAUCACCCCUUUUCUGCCAUUAAUCAUAGGUGUAGGUCCAGGCGAUUGGCCGUUUUCUCUUGGUGUCGUCUGGCAGUUUGUGAUAUUAUGAGGCAUCAUUUGGAACUUUCCGGAAAUUAGCUUGAUAUUUAUUUAACGCAGUUUGUUGUCUUAAAAUGGGUGCAUUACUACAUGUUUGUGUUUAGAGAGAAAGAAAUGUAUUUGUUACUGGUUACAUUUUUAUAUUUAAAAAAAGAAAAGUUUUGAAAUGUGUGCUGAGCUCUUUAAGUUUGGGUAUAGUGUAAGUGUAGAUAGGUAUAUGCAUUGGCUUUGCUCUUCCACCACCUCAUGUUGUGUGGAGUGUGUUAUGCUCCUAGUACAUUUUGUCCAUUUUCUACAGCCCCUGUGCAUCUGACUUCAUAAAACAAUCUACAGUAGAUCUGAGAAUUUAGGAUGUUAUGUUCCUUCAAUACAGAAUUCCUUUUGUCUGAACUGCAGCGUAGUGGUUGAACUUUUAGUGGUCUAACAUACAUGUUAUCUUCCCGUUUUAGUCACAUAAUUUCAGUCGCAGAAACAACUUGCAGGCACCGUUCCCUGAACAUAUGCAUCCUUUUGAGUUUUCUGUAUUAAGAAGUCAUUCUGGUUCAAUUGUCCACAUUCCUGAAAUAUUGUUUACUACUUGGAGUUCUGUUAAGAGCAUGUGUAAAGCCUUUUCCUUGUUCCUGAAUUUCAGUUUAACAGUUCAUUCCUAAUGAGUUCUGAAAACCUCUAGAGAAGCACAGUGCACAUCCACACAUUUGUUACUUGUGGACUUGAUGAUGGCUUUUGUAUAACCAUUCAUAAUUAAUGUUAUGCUAUUAAACAGUGACAGAUGA
Molecule: messenger RNA, 3276 nt
Organism: Chanos chanos (milkfish)
Lineage: Eukaryota; Metazoa; Chordata; Actinopteri; Gonorynchiformes; Chanidae
Gene: trim23
Product: tripartite motif containing 23
Exons: 11
Coding region: 52-1791 (579 amino acids)
Molecular function (GO): GTP binding; GTPase activity; zinc ion binding
Source: RefSeq, a predicted model, not a curated record